Messenger RNA from Nilaparvata lugens (brown planthopper), 1933 nucleotides. Its product is annotated as retinol dehydrogenase 13-like. Bases 430 to 1356 code for a protein of 308 amino acids. The transcript is spliced from 6 exons. Lineage: Eukaryota; Metazoa; Arthropoda; Insecta; Hemiptera; Delphacidae. The record is from RefSeq and is a predicted model, not a curated record.
CAUUCCCGUAAAGCCAGCACAAAGCUUGUCAGUCUACACUGAUAACGGUUUGAAAUACUUCUGUGCGAUAAACAAAUUCAGUGUUUAAAGUUCAAACUCGUCCAAGUGUAAAUUCUCUUUACUGUUAACGGAAAGUUUGGUUCAAUUUUAUUUAUUCUUAUCGCUGUUGUUAAUCACUGUCUGUUGUGGAUUAAAAUAUUUAGUUGUAUGCUCUACGUGGAUAACUUAUUAUUUUCGUUACAGUAGCUUGAUAGUCCGAACAUUCUCAUUUCAAAAUUGUGAGUUUAUAUCAAAGUUGGUUCGUCUAUUUAUUGGUAAAAAGUUGGAUUUCAUUUUCCAUUAUUUUGAAACAGUUUCAUAUAAAAAAACUACUUUUAAGUUUGUAGAAAAAUUCUGAUUUUAGAAUUCUGAGUGAUAUUUGUUAUCGAAAUGGGGUUGAUGAGUGGAAAAUUCGUGGAGAAAAUUCGCUUGGAUGGAAAAACUGCUAUAAUAACAGGAUCGAAUUCGGGUAUAGGAAAAAUUACAGCAAAGGAAUUUUACAGGCUUGGUGCCAGAGUGAUAAUGGCUUGCAGAGACUUGAAGCGGGCUGAAGAGGCUGCCCAAGAGAUCAAAGACGAGCUGAAAGAUGAAGAGAAUAUUGGAGAGGUUGUCAUCAAGAAACUAGACUUGAACUCUUUGAGCUCCAUCAGAGCAUGCGCACAAGAUAUCUUGGCUACUGAACAGAAAAUACAUCUACUCAUCAAUAAUGCUGGAGUGAUGAUGUGUCCUCAAGGCAAAACCGAGGAUGGCUUUGAAACACAGUUUGGAGUCAACCAUUUGGGUCAUUUUCUGUUCACCAUUUUGCUUUUGCCAAAAAUUAUCGAUUCACAACCGGCCAGGAUCGUUAAUUUGUCGUCAGUUGCACAUCAGCGAGGCUACAUAAAGUUCGACGAUCUAAACUGGGAGAAGAGACCCUACAGUGCAUUAGCUGCCUAUCAACAAAGCAAGCUGGCCAAUGUUCUUUUCACUAAAGAGCUGGCGGAACGUCUUCAAGGUAAGGGAGUGAAUGUAUACGCAGUUCACCCGGGUGUAGUGAAAACUGAGCUGGGUCGACACUUGGACGAGGUCUAUUUCACCGGUGCUCGCACGCUGGCGCGAACUCUGGGCUAUUUCCUGCUGAAAACCCCCGAACAGGGGGCGCAAACAACCCUUUACUGUGCUCUCAGCGAGGCAGCAGCCAAUGAGACCGGACUGUAUUACAGCGAUUGCAACGUGAAAGAGCCGGCUCCCCAGGCUAAAGACAUGGAGAAAGCAAAGCGCCUAUGGCAAGAGAGCAUGAAAAUGGUUGGGCUGACCGAGGAUAGUUUGAAGUUUUGAAAUUUGAAUUCAAAUCAACUCCAAAUGUGAAUGUUUCUACUUUGUAAAAUUUGAUAAGUGCCCAAUUUUUUAUUUAUUUUUGACAGGUAUAUUUAAGAAUUGGAUUGCAGAGGUUGAUCAUGGAUUGUAAUGAAAACAUGAGGGAAUUAUAGAAAGGAUUAUGAUAGACAUUAUUAGGGAUUAUGAUAAGACUGCCAUAAACUUAACGAAGCCAAUAUCACUCGAAGUAAAUAAUCUAUUAGUAGAUAACUGACUAAUAAGGUACUUACUUGAUUCAAAAAAAUCUCUCUUAGUGAUAGCCUAUAAUGAUAAAGUAGGUAAUAAUUUGUUCGACAGUGCUGUUAUCAUGAUUUGAAAAUCAACUUCGAAGGGAGAGAGAAACUCACAUUCUUACUUUCUUAGCUUAAUUUCUUAAAAUAUAUUUUUUAUGAUAUUAUUGACAUUAUUAAGUAAUUUAAAAUAAUUAUAGACAUUACAAAGAAUAUAUAAUAUUUUAAAAAGUUGGAUAUUGUUCUACGUUAUCGAUGUUGUAUUUUAUUGUAUUUGGAAUAAAUAAUAUUUUGCAAUUUUGUUAAAA